AUGAAAUUCUCCAGCAAGAUGGAAUGGUUGCGCAAAGGCAUCUGCAUGAAUCCUGGUAACGGACGCAAGAUGCAGUUUAGAGCGGACACAGUUUCAUCAGUACUUACGACCGCUUUGUUAAUUUGCUCUCGGUUUGCAGAGGUUCAAGCAGUGAAAGGUGGUCUGAUGAGUAAGAUUGGUGUGAACCAAGGCUUGUCCGUUAAUGAUAUAUUUGAGGAUGUUGAAGAUGCAGAAAUGGAUUACGAACUCAUACCACGGUACACUAGGCUCACGAAGGAGUCGAUAUUUCAACAAGGAGAAACGUUGGAUUUUCUGCAUUUUUUGCACCGAAUUAAAUAUGAUCAUAGACAGUUGCCAGACAACGGAAAUGAUGAAGCUGUCGAUAUUCACGUAUCGAUUGUCGUCAGUAAUAUUCGUGCGGUAUCUGAAGUCACCAUGAAUUACAAUCUGGAGCUAUUCUACCGAGAGUCGUGGCUCGACCGCCGUCUAUCGUACGAUAAACUGAACUUUCAAAACAAGUCCGAAAUCGCUCUACACGAGAGCUAUACCAAUUUCAUUUGGCAUCCGGACACAUUCAUGCCCAAUGCGAUCGCAUCAAAAAACCCAACGAAGCAAUCAAUCUCGCAUCGUUCAUUACUGAGGUUGCAGAAUUCUGGAAGGGUGCUGUACAGUAGACGACUGUCGGUAGUGGCCGAAUGCCCGAUGGAUCUAACGCUGUUUCCGUUUGACACUCAGAUUUGCAAAUUGGGCGUUGAAAGCUAUGGUUACACGGCCGAUCAGGUUCGUUACGUGUGGUCGACCGGUGAAAAGCAAGCGCUCAAGCUUCAUAAGAUUCGACUGCCGGAUUUUCAGAUCAAAGAAGCGUUUGUGACCAGCCAAACGGAAAUGUACGCAACAGGAAACUACAGUCGUUUAUACGUAUGCUUUGUACUAUCCCGAACCGCAGGCUUCUGCUUCCUUCAGCUAAUUAUUCCGUCAACUGCAGUUGUGAUCACCUCAUGGGUCUCACUAUGGAUGGAAAAUGAAACAUCAUUCCAGGUCGGCUCAUUCGAAGAAUCGCCAUUCGAAGCAGUUGUUGACUUCUUAGCCUUUCAACGUUUGAGGCUUUGCUCAAAAUAG
Messenger RNA from Anisakis simplex (herring worm), 1119 nucleotides. The record is from the annotation of a GenBank genome assembly. NCBI's taxonomy places the organism in Eukaryota, Metazoa, Nematoda, Chromadorea, Rhabditida, Anisakidae.